AUGAGGCUAGAGAAGCUACCGGAAGCGGAGAUACUGAAAACAGCUCGAUACAUGUUCUAUGGUGGUUGGCUCUUCCUUCCUUGGCUGUGGUUGGUGGCCUUCAUUUACAUUCUCCCCGUAACGAGGAAGAGGCCUGAAUUGAAUCCGAGAAUUGCUCAAUAUGCUUGGUGGUCAUUCGUGGGGUCUAUGGUCUGGCUCGUAAUAGCCCUAGCCUGGUUGAGCAUAUACUUGACUCAACGUGUAAAAUGGGGUGCAGGAGGUGACAGAAUAUCAGUGUCGCUUCCUCCAUCUUCCUCGUUUUUCAUAUACAGUACAUAUCACAUAUUUUUUGCAGUAGUCGACUUGCUUUUGGAUGCAUUGAACGGGAAUGACCUCAAAGGAAUGGAAGAAUCUACCUUCGCUGUGAAGGCGAAAGUAUUUGGUGUAUUUGGUGGUCCAACCUUCACUCUAACGAAACCUGCACUGCCCGAAGCUUCGAUUUGA
Molecule: messenger RNA, 483 nt
Organism: Synchytrium microbalum
Lineage: Eukaryota; Fungi; Chytridiomycota; Chytridiomycetes; Synchytriales; Synchytriaceae
Exons: 3
Coding region: 1-483 (160 amino acids)
Cellular component (GO): gamma-secretase complex
Source: RefSeq, a predicted model, not a curated record